Messenger RNA from Owenia fusiformis, 3009 nucleotides. NCBI's taxonomy places the organism in Eukaryota, Metazoa, Annelida, Polychaeta, Sabellida, Oweniidae. The record is from the annotation of a GenBank genome assembly.
CAGGGUUUAAAUUUGCUAAAAUGGCGCUGAAAGAAAAUUCUAACUAAUGAUACAAAAUGUCAAAUAUCUUGUACAAAUACGUUAAAUCUUAGAGCGAAAUUCUACCACAUCCAACCCCUAAAGCUUCAAGAUGUCACGGCUGGGUACUAAGACAUACAGUCGACCAAAUAAAUCGGAAGUGACUGUAGGAUCAUCAUGGGAUGACAUAGUAAAUGUCAAGAAGCCAGAAACUCUUCCUCCAAGUCCUCAGUCCUAUAAAUAUUCACGUUGGGGGAAGACUUCCUAUCAUGGUGCAAGGAAGGAUGAUAUCAUUCAGAAGAAAGCAGAAUCAUUUGGCGAAGCAGAUCCAUUUUCAUUUGGGGAAACUGAUGGUUCAAGUCCAAAGAAGCGUAAAGCUUCACCUGUUAAAACAAUACCUAAGGUUUCUAAAGUGUCAAAAACAAAUCAUGGCUCUAGUUUAUUCCCAAGUAGGAACAAUUCUACAUUGAAAACUUUAGAAACAAAUAAGAACAAAAAGCCCAUAGAAGAACAAAAAAGUAAAACUUCAUUGAAGUGUACCAAUGAGAAGAAAACUAACUCUAAGCCUUGGAAAACUCUAAGCCGGCCCAUCAAGAAUUCCAAAGAUAACCCAAAGGAUCACAAAAGACAGCUGUCAAUAGAAGAUGCUUUCAAACUCUCUACAAGUCCUACUAGGAUCGUCAAUAACAACAAAAGUCCCUCCCAAAGCCCUGAGAGAAAAUCAAGUCCUAGGACUAGCCCUGCCAAUUUAAGUCCUACAAGAAAAUUUUACUCAAAUACAAUAAAUGACCAUAGCUAUUCAAGUCCAGAAAGUAAGAAAUCCAGAAGUCCCCAGAAGAACUCACAGACAAGUAGUGGAUAUUCAGACCACUCAUAUAAUCGAAAUCCAGAUUUAAAGAAGUCUUCAGACAGUGAACGAGAUACAGAUAUAAACAUGAGUGACAGUGACUCAGAAGUAGAAUUUAAAUGGAAAACUAAAUCAGGAACUAGUAUAUACACCUCAAAAAAGUCUGAAUCAAAUUCCUCACAAUCAUCUAGUAGUGUAAAAUCAUACUCAUCAAUAUCAUCCUUAAAAUCAACAUUAUCGCCAUUAAAAAUGUCAAAGCCUGCAAAGUUCAAGCAGAUUGAUCUUAGCCCAACUAAACGGAUUACAAAGCCACCAAUAAGAAAAACAUAUACGAAGAAAUUCUUCUUGUCUAGAAACAAAAGUGCUCCCAUAUUAGGAGGCAGCCAGGAGCUAGGUGACAGUGAAGAAGAUUCAGUUAACAUAACAACCCAUUCCCCAAUUCCUGAGAAUAAUCUGAAGAAAAAUUCCAUGAAUGAUAGUAUUAACUUGUUAUCAUUGAGCACAAGUGAUAGUGACACUCCAAUAGAAGAGAACAAUGCUAAACUUACUGGUACUGAUAAUGACAGCGAUAUUGUAGAGGUCAAUAGUCACAAGUCCACUGAUGAUGAAAGUGAACCUAAUGUUGAUACAGAUGAUGAAAAACCUGCCAGUCCUGAUUCGAUAGAAUCAACUGAACUGAAACAGAAACCUAAACUCAGGUUUAAUAAAAUAAUUCAGUUGAGAGAUGAUGACAGAAAAACAUCAGUAUUGUCCAAAAAAGGGGGUGGCCAAAGAUCCAGCAAAAUUUUCAGCCCUAAAAAGUCACAAUCAAAGGUAUCCUACAAUGCCAGACAAUGGAAAGGUGGUGCUGAGGACGAUGGUGAUGAUGAGGAGCAACAGGCUGAGUCCAUUAAAUCCAGCCAAUCUCAGGGUAAUGGAGUUGCCGAUGACUUUGACAGGGAGCUUAACAAGCUACCAUCCCUCAAGUCAUACAGUAAACCCCCAAAGUUAAAACGAACAGUGACCUGGCCCACAAAAGCAAAAUAUGGCGAUCCGGAAGCUGUCAGUAAACUACAGAUAUCAAGACAUCAUAAAGAGUUGUAUACUGUGGUGAACAAUGUAAAAGAAGCUCAAGAGUGCCAAGAACAUGGAGAAACUCAGGAGUUCUUUGAUGAAGUGGAAUACAUACUUGAUGGCUUAAAGGAUACUGAAUCACUCUUCACUAGGUGUCUAAGUUGUGUAGGUUUGGCUCAGAAAUGUACCAUGUCAACGUUCAGAUGGCAUCUACGUGCUCAUGGGACUAUUGGCAAAGUAUUCAAUGCAUUACACGAUGCAUGCUCUUUCUCUAGUCUGGCUCUAGCCACCUCAGCUGUGAUGUUUAUGCUGAGUAGAGACAGGCUGACGAUGGACCUGGAGAAACAGACGCUCACCCUCAUGUUGCAAUUACUCAAUGUGGAUGCUAAGACAGCCACAGAGAAAACUAAAGCUGCUACGAAAGAGUAUGAUAAAGCUCGGCUGAAGAUAAGGGCUAUUAUUGAAGAGAUGCAAAAAGAGGGCGCUGCUAAGAACGUAGAUCUCAAUGAUAUAUCAACGGGCACACUUGCAAUGGAUGCUCUCCUGAGCCUCACUUCCAGGAAAGCGGGUGAUUGGUUCAAAGAUGAACUCAGGGAAUUAAGUGGUUUAGACCGCAUUGUAGAAACAGUGAAUGAAUCAUCAGAGAUUAUAGGGGAGGAAGAAGAGGAAUUGGAAGAGCAAAAGUUUGAAAAGUUGCGGCGUGUUGACAGGUGUCUCAGGGUAUUAGAAAAUGUAACAUUCAUGAACACAGAUAAUCAACAUUACCUGAUAACCUAUAAUAGUUCAUUGCUCAUUACAGCAUUAUGCAGUGUGUUAAAAAAGUGCAAAAACUGCAUGCCUCUCUACCCAGCUCCUGAUGUAGAGAAAGAGAAGCAGCAGAAAGAAUCUCCAAGCUAUGUGAUAUUUAACACCAUGUUAGGUGUAUUGAGGGUACUGCUAAAUCUAACACAUGACCAUGAGUGGGGUAGCUCCAAGGUUGGUGAACAGAAGGAUGUAUUACAGACUGUACUGUUAUGUGUGCUACAUACACCUCAAUAUGUGCCUUCAGAUCAGAGAUUUGACCUCCUUGUAUUGGGUUUGGGUCUGAUGAU